Messenger RNA from Trichoplax adhaerens, 228 nucleotides. RefSeq lists its product as uncharacterized. NCBI's taxonomy places the organism in Eukaryota, Metazoa, Placozoa, Uniplacotomia, Trichoplacea, Trichoplacidae. The annotation marks the transcript as partial. The record is from RefSeq and is a predicted model, not a curated record. Gene Ontology annotation, cellular component: EKC/KEOPS complex. The transcript has 2 exons.
UUAACUGUCCCGUUUCCUGAUAGCAAGACAGCAGCAAUUGCUUAUAGGACUCUAACUGUCGACAAAGAACCCAAACGUAGCUCAGCAGUCAAAAAUCUACAAUUAAACGACAAUCAAUUGCUUGUGCAAUUUAACUCACCUGAUCCAAGAUCAUUAAGAGUUGGAGUCAAUUCGUUUUUGGAUUUGUUAAAGUUAACCGUCGAAACAAUUGAACAAUUUGGAGAGUAA